AUAUAGCAACAGUAAACGGGAAAGCACUGAGAUGGCUCCAAUCCUUCCUUUCAGGCUGCACCCUGAGUAGUGCUGGACGAACGUUCCUCUGCCAUCAGAGCACUCGGUUGUGCAGUUCCACAGAACUCUGUUCUUUCCUCAUCCUAUUUAACAUCUGCAUGAAGCCACUGUGUGAGGACUCUAUGGACUCAAGUUCCACAAGCACACAAAUGACCCCAUAUCUCAUUUACUUCCACUGCCAACUGAACCAUCUCUCAGCUCUUUUGUUGUCUAGCUGAGAUCAGCGUGUGGAUGAAAAACAGCUGGCUGAAGUUGAACCCAAGCAAGAUGGAUAUGUCAUCUUAAAGAUCUAACUACCACUGUAGCAUCACUCUGUUUUGAUGGAGCCUGCUCUCAAGUACCAAGCUGGUUCAUAGCCUCCGUGUUCUACUGAACUCCUUACUACUGCUGGAUACUCGGAUAGCAAUGGCUGCUAAAAGUGCUUUUUUCUGCAUGUACCCCAUACUGCUGCAGAAUAAUUUGGCCACAGUGAUUCAUGCCCUUGUGACCUGAAGACUUGACUACUGCAUUUCCCUGUAUUAGUAGUUCACUGACUGGCCUCAGUUGGUCCAAAUGCAGGACCAUGUUUCUACAGCAAAACAAAUCAGCAAUGGCACAUCACCCGGGUCCACUGCUCACUGUACUGGCUUUCCCAUAGAAUACAGGUCAUAUUCAAGUCUCAGCUUUAAGGCCUGUGGAAUUGACCCAAGAUAUGUGUCUCCAUUGACAGUUAUAUGUUAGCUGUCGUGUAUGAGAUGGGGAGAUGGUUUUCUUGGCAGAUGGCCCAAGGAGGAAGCCUUUGCUCUUGUUUCAAAGCUGUUGUCUCAAUGUAAACUUGAUCUGUUGGAAGAAUUUGUAUCAAAAGAGGUACUUCAAGUGUUGGAGGAGAAGCUUUCUUCAUUGUCUGAAAACCACAGGAAUGCCCUGGCUGCUGACAUGGAUGAAAUAAUGUAUACAACAGAAGGAGAUGUUGGCAUUUACUAUGAUGACAGUGGAAGAAAGUUUGUUAGUAUCCUGAUGCGCUUCUGGUAUCUAACUAGUGCUGACCUUCCUGAUGAGGCUCCAGAUGGAACCAAAGUUUUCCACGUUGUAAUUGGAGAUGAAACUGUGAAAAAAACUAAACAUCUUCUAACAGCAAACUAUGAGUUCCGAAGGGAAUUUACACAAGGAGUGAAGGCAGACUGGACUAUUACACGGAUUGAGCAUCCAAAGCUAUUAGAAUAAAUUUCUUGUACAAUGACUUUUAUGGACCCUUAUAAAUCCACUGGCAUACCAAAGGUGUCAAGCUUUUUUGGUCUCCCCACAACAAUCUCUUUUCAGGAUUAAUUUUAUAUUUUUUAAUUCCCAAAAUACUUUUGAUUUUAUCAUAUACAGUAUAUUGCUCUGAAAGAAUAACAAUAAAGCCUUUUCCAUGAGUCUCUGAA
Molecule: messenger RNA, 1463 nt
Organism: Chrysemys picta bellii (western painted turtle)
Lineage: Eukaryota; Metazoa; Chordata; Testudines; Emydidae
Source: RefSeq, a predicted model, not a curated record